Messenger RNA from Panicum hallii, 1613 nucleotides. Its product is annotated as putative RNA methyltransferase At5g10620. The transcript is spliced from 9 exons. Gene Ontology annotation, molecular function: methyltransferase activity. Gene Ontology annotation, biological process: rRNA processing. Lineage: Eukaryota; Viridiplantae; Streptophyta; Magnoliopsida; Poales; Poaceae. The coding region runs from base 412 to 897 and encodes 161 amino acids. The record is from RefSeq and is a predicted model, not a curated record.
GGCGUAUUGCUGGACUUGACAAGGAUGGAUGGAGUCAUGGAGGUCUCGUUCACAGCCUCUGAAGCCGUUGUACAAAUAUACGUUUUCCACCUGUAGUAACGCCUUCUGCGACGUGACCUUAACCGCAUGAAAGGCGCCUCUCCAGCGUACACGCGCCUUUGCGGAUAGGCUGCUCUUCUUCCCCGCUGAGACAGUCCGGGACGCCGGCAGGGUGCGCCCCCACGAGUUCGCGAGCCUCACCCAAUCUCCCCCUACUUCCCUCUCUUCUUCGCCAUGGCCAUCUCUCCGUUCCGGUGCAUAUGUGGGGCCCAGCACUCCCUAAGCAAGGACCGUGGCGCGCCCGCCCCUUCUCUUGGCAAGAGAUCCAAAUACUCGGGACAGUCUGUGGAUAAGGCAAAAGCUUGCUGAAAGAUGCCUUGUGAAAGAGCGAUGCCUAUGCGUUUGUUAACGGUUGGAAAGAAGAGGUCUCGAGGGACACAGCUUCUUGUUGAAGAAUACAAAGAGAAGCUCGGAUACUACUGCGAUUUUGAAGACACCCUUAUCAGGCCCAACCCAAAACUUACAAGUGAUGUUAAGGUUCAAGUUGAAGCAGAAGACACAGCUAUGAUGCAGCAACUCAAACCUGAAGAUUUUGUGGUUGUGUUGGAUGAAAACGGGAAGGAUGUCAUAUCUGAGCAGAUAGCUGAUCUGAUUGGGGAUGCUGGCAACACAGGAUCAUCAAGGCUUACAUUUUGUAUUGGUGGACCAUAUGGUCUUGGGUUACAAGUGAGACAGCGUGCAGAUGCAACCAUUAGGUUGUCCUCAUUAGUUUUGAAUCACCAGGUUGCUUUAAUUGUUCUAAUGGAGCAGCUCUACAGGGCAUGGACUAUAAUAAAAGGACAGAAGUAUCACCAUUAAGCUAAUGUGUUCUCAUCUCAUCAUCAUCCACUGCUAUUUGAACAGAUUAAGACUUGGGAAUGGAAGACUGUGCAUGCAUAAAUUUGCAGCAUGGCAUGGACAGCGUACAGACAAGAUAAAAAUUUGCUAGGUUAUUUACUGGUUACUACAUGCUUCAAGUUGUAAGCAAGAAAGGCCUCGUGCAGCCUUACCAAGGAACAUAUGCCAUCUGCAAGUGAAGUUUUGCAAAAAGAAUGGCACACAAGCCCUGCGAAGAGAAUGGCAGACGAGAACAGCUAAAAUCGAGAUAAACCAUGUCAUAGGAUUUAGUUCCUCUUCUAUUGUGAACAUAGAGAAUGAGCAGAGAGAACAGACAUCUCUUAUCAAUUUGUGGUGUUAUACUUCAAAACAAGGGAACAAAACACAGAAAAUCCUUUCUUGAUGCUGAAUGUAUGCCUGCACAACACUCCCUCCGUCCCAUGAAGAGUGCAAUUCUAAGUCUUUUUAGACAGAUUAGUGGUGACUUGAAUGUACUUUUAUACCCUCAUUUGUUUGCCAUAUGUGGUUAGUUUUGAUAUGCAAAUCAAAUCUGACUACUUAAUUAGGUAGGUAGUUGAGAUCCAAUUUCUAGGGUUGCACUCUUUGUGGGAUUUUUUUCAAACGCAGGAUUGCACUUUUCAUAGGACGGAGGAAGUAGACUGUAUUGAUUUAUCAACAAAAGCAGCUGAAAAUGGUAA